Cryptosporidium ubiquitum is the source of this 7704-nucleotide messenger RNA. Its product is annotated as large SEC7 domain-containing protein. Bases 1 to 7704 code for a protein of 2567 amino acids. The record is from RefSeq and is a predicted model, not a curated record. The transcript has a single exon. Gene Ontology annotation, molecular function: guanyl-nucleotide exchange factor activity. Lineage: Eukaryota; Apicomplexa; Conoidasida; Eucoccidiorida; Cryptosporidiidae. Gene Ontology annotation, biological process: regulation of ARF protein signal transduction.
AUGAUAUUAAACACUAUUAAGUCUAUACAGAAAUUUUCAAGUACAUCCAGAAAAUACAAGGACCUGGAAGUUGUUGCAUCGCACUGCAUUGACAAGCUAAAGUUUUUCAUUGGGUAUUCUCAACUUCAAAAUGAAAAAGAACUUCAAGAUUUAAUUAUAGAGUUUGACAAUAGCUUGGAUUUGAAAGAUUAUCUAUCUGGCACAAUAAAUAAUGAUAUCAAAAACCUUAUAUACUAUGUAGAUAAAAAGAAAAUUAAAGAUUUAUCAUUUAGUGAAUAUGGAAAACAUAUAGAUCUGUUAUAUCCAUAUAUAUUAGGCCCUAUUUUUAAAGCAUGCAAGCAAUAUAAAAAUCCAAAACUUACAAUAAUAUCCUUGGAAGGAAUCAACAAGCUCCUUUCUUUUGAGCCUCUCGCAAGCACUUUAAUUGAAGAAGCAAAACUUUAUGGUUGUGAGGAUAUUACAGAAAAUACAGAACCAGUCAAUGGAUUAGAGUUCUUAUUCACAUUAUUAUUUGACAUAUAUGACUCAAAAAUUGAUGAUGAGUCAAUCAUAACUCAGAUUAUAAAAACAAGUAUAUUUUUAAUUGGAAAAAACAUUGAAUGUUUUAGUUGUCAAAUAUUCUACUCGAUAUUUCUGGCUUUAUUUAAUAUAUAUAGUAAUACAAUAGAUAAUGGAAUCAGAACAUCAUCCUACUCUAUACUAAUACAUUUUGUAAGCUUGUUUUUUGAUGAAUCAUUUGAGAAUAGGGAUAAGUAUUUUGAAAAGUAUUUUUUAUUACUAUUAGAAAUACUUUACACCUUAAGUAUGACAAAUAGCAUGAUUCAUAUUAAAAAACAUGAAACACAAAAAGGACAGUUAAACAAAAUCAAAUUAACUUCUCCUUUGAACCUCGAGCUUUAUUCCAAGGAUUUUGUUGAAAUUGAAAAUAAUUUCUUCAAGUUCUCACAAGUGAAGGAAUUAGAUCCCAGGAUUUUAAAAAUUCGAAAUCUUAGCCUAGAAUUACUAAACAGUGUCUUUUCAAAUAUUAAAUUGAAAAAUUAUCAAAACAAAAGUAUUAAAGACACUAUGGACAAAUUACACAAACUACAUUUUCUUUCCAUAAUGAAGAAUAUUGUUUUAAAUGAUUUUCAAACCAGGAAAAAUUCCAUCAUUUUAUGGAGUAGUGGUCUUCAUGUUCAUGAUAUUAGUCAAAAAAUUCGUCUACAUGGUAUUUUAAUUUCAAAGUGUAUUAGAGGUUUAUUUGAAAAUGGAGUAUUAGAGAUUUCUGAAAAAAAUGCAAUAAUAGAAUCUAUAUUUAGCAUUUUUACCGAAAAUGUCUCUUUUCUAACAUUUCUAUUUAUUGAAUUUGACCUUAAUAUAAAUAAUGAAAACUUGGUUUUAGAUACUAUCAAUUUCUUAAUUAAUCAAUUUAUAGAAAUGGGAUCUGCAAAAACCCAAAAUAAGAACAUAAAUAUUGACAUAACUACCCUUAUGGCUAAAUUGCUCAUUAAUGUUAUGAAAGAAUUGAAGAGAAUUAAAAAUGUAGAUAAUUACAGUGGCAUUGAAUUCAACUUGAAUACUGUUCUUAUAAGGAAAUAUCUAAUAUAUGAGUAUAUUAAAGAUUUUAAUGAAGGUAAUUAUGAAAAAGGUAUUAAUUUACUUUCUGAAAUUGGAGUCAUUGAUAAGGAAAAUUGUCUUUCUAUUGCCAGAUUCCUUGCUCAAAAUAAAGCAAUAAACAAAAAAGCUAUAGGAGAUUACAUUUCUCUUCCUAAUCCAAGAAACAGAGAAAUAUUAAACUAUUACUGUAACCAAUUUUCAUUCAAAAACAAAAGUUUGGAUUUCUCUCUAUAUUUAUUUCUUUCCAAUUUUCAUCUACCUGGAGAAGCUCAAAAGAUAGACAGAAUAAUAGAAGAAUUUUCUCUUAGAUAUUUUUUGGAUAAUCCCGAUUUAUUUCAUAAUAAAGACAAGAUUUACAUCAUUGCUUUCUCAUUAAUUAUGCUGCAUACUGAUGCUCAUAGCAGAGAGAUUAAAGAUUAUUAUAGAAUGUCGAAAAGUGACUUUAUCAAGAAUCAUAAUGAUUUAAUACUAUCAUCUCCGAAGCUUGUUGAUUUUCUUGAAACAUUUUAUGACAACAUUACUUUAAAUGAGUGGAUUUUCUUUAACUCAAAAGAAAGCUGCAAAGCUUGCUUUCCUUAUAUUGAGUACCUAGUUAACUUCAUUAAGAAUCUAGAAUUCAGCAAUACUACUCUGAGUAAUGACCACCAUAGCCCCAAAUCUAAUACUAAUUCUAAUUCUAGUUCUUGCUAUAGUUCCAACUUGAAAAUUAAGAUAAUUAGUCACGAAAUAAUUCACAAGAUUGUUAAUUUAAUCAACUCAAAAACAGACUCAGGAACCAUAAAUCACGAACAAGAUCUUCUCAAAUUCAUUUAUUUAACAAUUAAAAAGAAAUUUGACAUAAUUUACUUUAAUGGCAUUUACACAGAAGAUUUAGUUUAUUGGAAAUUUAUUGCAAAUACUCCUAUUCAGUCUAUCACUAGCUUAAAUGAAUGUUUAAAAGGCAGAAAACUACCAAUUAACAACGAUACACAACAAGAAAGUACUUAUUUCCAGUAUGAUGGGUUAAAUUUCAAAAGAAAUUCCAAAGUAAUCAAUAGCAACAAUAUUCUUCAAACCUCCAAUGUAAUAGGAACCAAUCCAAAUUUAUCAAAGUGGAUGACUAAUAAUAAGACAAGUGAUACAAAAGUAAGAGAUAUUAAUAGUGUUUUUCAGACUAGUAUUACUGAUUUAAUUAAAGAGAUCAUUCCAAAUUGGAGUAGCAGACAGUACAAUGAAGUUAGUAAAUCUAUUGAUGAAAAAGGUCUAAUCAUGGAAGAGAGCCACAUUAUAUUAUUAGGGAAAAUGAUAUGUUGUUAUUUUACUAAUAUGUUAUCUAAUGUUGAUUUUUGGAUGUGUUUUGGGAAAGAUACUAUGGUCAAUUGGAUACCUAUUCUAAAAUAUACAACAGAAUUGGGAAUUAUACUCGGUCUUGAAUCAUCUUUUACUAUUACUUUAACAGUUUUAUCCUAUCUAACCAAUACAUUAACAUUACCUCUCAAUUUUAAUGAAUUAUUCUUUUCUAAUUCAAAUAUUACACAAGAAACUCCGACUAUUUUAAACGAUCAUGAUUUUGAGAAUGAAAGAUAUUCAAAAGUAUUGAAGUUUCCAGAAUUGGAGAAAUGCAGUUUGAUUAAUCAAUGCUCUGAUUUAAUUAUUAGAAGCUUUCAGUCUGGCUUAGACUACCUCAAUACCUUAGAUACUAGGCAGGAGCAUAAGACAAAGGAUGAAAACGAAAAAUCUAUAUCUCAUUCUCAGAUUAACAGUCCAAAUCAAGGAUCUGAGCUACUUUUAAAUUGUCUUAUAUCUAAUGAACCUUUCUCUACACAUUCUAGCCUUAAUUACUUAAACAUUGAAGCAAUCAAAACUAUUUUUGAAAUUACUCAAGAUUUUGGGAAUAAAUUACCUUAUGUAUUAUGGGUAAUAAUAAUUGGAAUAAUAUCUCAGGUUGAUAGGUACUUUUACGUUAAAACCAUAUUAAAAGGCAAUAAUACAGAGAUUCCUGAUUAUUUUGAUCAUAAUAAAUUUAUAAUCAGUAAAAGUAAGACCUUUGGGAAUAAUUUGUCAAAAUUUCUAACUUUAAGUAAAAUAUGUAUCAAUACAACCAAAUCUCAUACUAUAAGUAAUCGUCACUUUAAUCAAUUUUUUAACAGAAAGUUGAUUAAAUCAACAAAAAACAUUUUCAAUUCUACCAAAAGUAUUAUUAAUUCAGGCUUUUCUAAUAAUUCAAGAGAUAACUCCAGAAUAGUUUCUAGAGCCUCUAGUUCUAGAGAAACUUCUCCAGACUACACUAACAAAGAUGAUAGAACAAUUCCAUUAACAGAGGAAAAUGAGAGAAGUACUUUAAAUACAGGUUUACAAAACACACUAAUAUAUGGACAAAAUAGUCAGUGUAUUCAAAUAUACAUAAAUCUCAGAAAUUCAAUUUCUCUUAAUAAUUUAUGGUUUAAAGAAGAUGAAAUUAUUGAAUCCAAUUCAAUUGUUGGAAGUAAUGAAGAAGUUCUUUGGAUAGAUGAAGGCAAAUAUUCAUUAAUAUUGAAUCAAGUUUCUUUAAUUAACUUAAGAAAAAUAGAAAUGUUUAACUCAAAAAUAAUUACAAGUGAAUUAGAAUUUUGUCAGGUAAUGGAGAGAAUAUUUACAGCAAUUACAACUGAUCCAAUUAAAAACAGGAAAGUAAUUACAGAGUUAUUUUUAGCACUAACCUUUAAUGCUAAAAACCAGAUUGUUUUAUCAGGAAGAAAAUCUGUUGAUUUAUUUCUAUUCCGUAAAGUUUUUGAGUUUUUAGAUUUAAUUUUGGACUGCAAUUUUAAGAAAUUUUCUGAAUUAGUUCUUUGGGACAGUUAUUUUAUUCCAAUCUAUUAUACUGAGAUUAUUCAUACAUUGGGUAUAAAGGCAUACUUAGAAGUUUUGGAUCUAAUAAAAAGCUUCAUUAUCAAAUAUAUUAGAUCCCAGAAUAAAUUUCUAAGAUCAGAAUACUUAAAGAAUGAGAUUGAGGCUAAAUAUCAGGAAGAUGAUAAAAUUAUCAUUAUUUCUUCAAAUUCUGAUUUUAUUUCCAAAAAAGCUUCUAAUCAAUUUAAUACAAAUUUUCAUUAUUUUUUAUCAAAAGAUUUAAAUUUGACUCAGUUUUCCAUUUUUAUCAUUUUUAAAAAGUUGGUAAAGACAAGUCUUGAUAAUCAAUCUUACAAUGAAUUUAUUAAUUUAGUAGAACUUUCACUUGAAAUAUUAAAGAAUAUACAAAACUUAUAUCAAGAUUUGAAGCUAUUUCAUUUCUUAGAAUUAAAUGAUAUACUUGAAAUAUACCAGUAUUUUAUCAUAGGAAUUCAAAAAUGUUUGGAAAAGUCUCAGGAACGCAAUAAUAAUAGCAAUAAUAAUAAUAAUAAUAAUAAUAAUAAUAAUAAUAAUAAUAAAAAGAAGAAGCUAAUAAGUUUAUUAAAUUCAAAUUCACAUUCAAAUAAGGAGGAAUUAUAUAGGGACAAAGAGAAUGAGAUUUUGGCUAGAAUUUUAUUUUGUUUGUCAAGUAUACCAAAGGUUUCUUUUCUUUUUGAUGAUUGUGUAUUUACCAAAUUAAUGGAUACUUUAUAUAUUUUAUUUAAAAUCUUUGUUCAAAAAAAUGGAUGUAAAUUGAUUUGUAAGAUUUCUGAUUAUAUAUUGUAUAUAUUUUAUCUUAAAAUUAAAUACAUUAACACUCAAGAUUUGGAAGGAAUAGAGAAUCUAGAUUUGGAUAAUAUAUAUAAAUUACCACCUAUAAUAAAAAUUCAAAAAACUAAUGAUAAUAUAAGAUUAAAUAGAUUUAAUCAAAAUCAAUAUAAAUUGGUUUUAGAAUAUUUUAAUAAUUUUUCUCAACAAAUUACAAAGAGUCUAGUUUUAGAAAAGAAAUAUUUGGAUUUAUAUUAUUAUUAUUUAGUAAAUAUGUCAAAAUUAAUUAACUAUUGGCUGGGAAUUUGUCCAAGCGAAUUAAUAUUUCAUGAAGUAUUUAUAAUUCAGAAUAUAAUUUCUGAUAUUAUAAAUUUAAUUACUUUAAAUAAUAAAAAUAAUACACGGAGUGAUAGUAAUAUAUAUUUAACUCAAGAUUAUAGUAAAAAAAAAGAAGUUAAUUUUUUAGAAAAACUAGUUAAUGAGGAGAAUAAUGAGACAUUACUAUUAGAAGAAGAAUUGAAAAGAAAGAACAAUUUAGAAGAUGACUCUGGAACUGAAGAAUAUUAUGAAGAUUAUGAUUUUGAGAAUGAAGAUGAUGAUGAUGAUGAAGAUAAUUGUUUUGUUAAUGAUGAAGCUGAUUUAGAUAUAAUACGUUAUAUAAGUUACAAUUCAACUAGAAAUGAAAAGAGAACUUUUGAAGUAACAAACAAAAAUUCUCAUUUAGAUAAUACACAGUUAACAUUAAGUAGUCUGGAAGACCUUAGGAUGAAGGGAAAUACAAAAAGUAAUUUUUCAAUAUUUAAUAGGAAAAUUAAAGAAAUUAAUAAGGCUUUAACAAAUAAGAUAGAACAUAAAAAUCAAUUAAUUUCUGAUGAGAUAUUAGAGAAUUCAAAUUAUGAUGAUAUUAAGAAUAUUAAGCCAGAUAAAGAGUAUGUGGACUCAAAGAUUAUAAAGAUAAUACAUAACGUAUAUAAAAUAAUAGAUUUUUAUAUUUUUAGAACAAGUAUUAAACAUUACAGAUUUCUUUUUAGAGAUUGGUUAAUAUUAAGUAAUGAAAUUUUAUUAUGCCAAGCAAUGAAUAUAUUUUGCAAGGAUGAUGUAAAGAUUCAAUACAGAAUGAUAAUUAUAUAUAUAAAUUUUCUAUUUAAUAAUAAAAGUUUAUUUGGGUACAAAGAAUGGCAUCAAAUUUUUUAUUAUUAUUCAGGUUUUAUGGUAGAAUUUACUAAAUUUAUACAAAUUGAUCCCAAUAAGUAUAUAAUAGAAGAUGUUAGAAGUAGAUACUCAAUUGAUGAUUUAGGUGUUGCUUAUGGGGAUAGAAGUUUUGAAAAUCAGAUUAGUGAGAAGAAAUCAAAAGAUGAUGGAAUAGUUGAUUCACAUAAAAGUAGGCAACAGACCCAAUUUGAAAUAUUUUUCAGAUCAAAAUUUUUCAAUAAGAGGUACUUUGGUUUGAUAGAGAAUAAGAAGAAUCACAAAAAUGAUCAUAAUGGGAUAGAUUCCAAUAAGAAUGGGAAAUAUAAGAAUAAGGGAAGAAGAAUUUCAUUAAAACAAUGUUUAGAGAAGAAUUGGAAGUGUUAUUCUCAUAAGUAUAUUAAGAAUACUAAUGAUCAGGAAAUGUAUGAUUCUUUUAUGAGAUUAAGAUUAAAUAUAGAGAAAUUAAUAUUGGAAGAUUUAAAGUAUAGAUUAAAAUUUGAAGAAGAAAAGAAUAAUAUGAAUAGACCAGAUUGUAUUCAUGAUAUAUAUACAGUUUUAUUAGUAAUAUACAAUUUAAUAUUUGAUUGGUAUAUUAUGGAUUUGAGAUCAUCUGAAAAGGAACUUGAUAUGGGGAUUAAUAAGAUGAUAUAUGAUACAAUAAUGAAUUCACUAAAUAAAUUAUACUAUGAGUUGAUAAAUGGAUUAAACUUAGUGAAAUUUGAUCUUUUUCAAUAUAAUAUUUAUUUAAUUUUAUGGAUACAAUUACACAUUAGAAUGGAGUUUUCUUUGCAAUUUAAAGAUAAUUUACAAUAUUAUAAGAAUGAAUUACUUUCUCAAUGCGAAGAUAUUUUAGAGAAAUACGUAAGAAUUGAGAAAGAGAAGAAUGAAAUAAUGGAAAAAAGAGAAAAAGGCUUUAAUGUUGAUGAUUAUCAUGAAAAGAAAAGAUUAAAUAGUAUAAUUAGUCCAAAUAUACAUUUUAAUCAUUACUUUAAUUCAAGUUAUGACCGUAUUUUGAAAAAUAAGGUGGAUAUUACUUAUACAUAUAAAGUAGUUUUGAAUGGAUUGUUAAGAGAUCUUAAAGAAAUGAAAGAAUCUGAAUAUAUUAUGAAUAGUUCUCGUUUGUAUAAAGUAUUAUUGGAUAUAACUCUAUUGGAAGAUCAAAAUCUACGAAUACUAUCUAGAGAUAUUCUAAUUGGAUUUGCAAGGCAGGAAAAACCUUGUCUGAAAUCUUCGUCAUCAUCUUUGACAUUAUCUUUACCUUCAGAAGAACAAAUUUUACCAAUAAUGGAUGAAUCUUCAUCUUAG